This is a messenger RNA of Colletotrichum destructivum, 675 nucleotides long. RefSeq lists its product as uncharacterized. The transcript has 2 exons. The record is from RefSeq and is a predicted model, not a curated record. Lineage: Eukaryota; Fungi; Ascomycota; Sordariomycetes; Glomerellales; Glomerellaceae. Bases 288 to 650 code for a protein of 120 amino acids.
CACCACCCUCUCACUCGCGCCUCAAGCAAGAAAAAAAGCCUCCCACCCACCACCUCACCGAAGUCGGCUUUAUACUUUCGACGUCACCACACGGAAAAGAGUGACGUUCAGCACGCACCGCAACCCAUACAGAAUUGUUGACGCAGGGCUACCUUGGAUAUCGACUCUCCGCAAUAAAUCCGAGGGUUUUCCACUCCUAUUCUGCUGUAUUUUCUUGCGACGCAAGCUCCCACUUUGCGCCGCAGCGGGAUGAGCUUGUCAGAGGAGACUGUAUAGCUGCUGCAACGAUGCAGUCCGCCGCCGCCGCCAACAUGAUCGCUAGCAAACCGGUCGACGACGCACCCUCCGUGUCGUCGUCACCAUCGUUGCAGAUGGGACAGGGCCAGGAGAAGCCGCAAUCGCAGCUGAAGCAAACGGCGACAGCGGCGACAACGACCCCAAACAAGAAGAAGAUUGAGCCGUCACUGAGAUACCCCUUUUGGUUCGGAGGUAGCGCCAGUAGUAUGGCCGCCUGCGUGACCCAUCCUCUGGAUCUGGGUAAUGCGCUGCUCCCCAGGGAAACCAAAGACACAACUUCCGGCGAACUCCCCGCCCGCGACCACGAAGAUCGAACCCAACCACAAAACCCCGUGAAAGCCGUAGCAAUGUAGCAUAUACUUACACAACGCCCCUCUA